Molecule: messenger RNA, 4326 nt
Organism: Ctenopharyngodon idella (grass carp)
Lineage: Eukaryota; Metazoa; Chordata; Actinopteri; Cypriniformes; Xenocyprididae
Gene: garem2
Product: GRB2 associated, regulator of MAPK1-like
Exons: 6
Coding region: 324-2753 (809 amino acids)
Source: RefSeq, a predicted model, not a curated record
UUAAUAAUCACGCAAAUGUUGUACUUUACAAAAUCUAAAAAGUUGUUCGUCUUUCAUAAAAAAUACAGAGCGACCCGUUUGCGUUUUGAGGUGGUAUGAAUCUCCAGUACCGGUGUGAGAGCAGUCCGGUGUUCCGGUGCGCGCGGGUGCGUGAGGAGGAGGAGGAGGGCGGGUGUCGCGCGCCUCGGUGAGUCCGGUUUAGAUCACAUCACUUCGGAGUUUCUCUCACGCGUUUCUCUUCAUCAUGGCGCGAUGCGUCCCUGACACCGGUUCCGUCCCGUCCCCGUGAUGCGCGUGAUGAUGAUGAUGGUGACGGAUGAAAGAUGGAGAAACUAUCCGCGAGCAUUACCGGACUCUCGUGGAGCUCCGUGUCGCUGCCGUUGGACGUGAUCGUGAGCAAAUUCCGCUUACCGACACUCGUGCGGCUGAGCCACGGUGAGAAUGUAGAGGGUCUGUCGGAGGAGGAUGUGAUUUUGCUUCACUCCUGCAGACAGUGGACCACCGUCACUGCCCACAGCCUGGAGGAAGGUCAUUACGUGAUCGGACCUAAAAUAGACAUCCCACUACAGUAUCAAGGAAAGUUUAAGUUGUUGGAUCAGGAUCGGGAUGUUCGUGAGCCGGUUCAGUAUUUUGGAAGCGUGGAGGAAAUUGCAGGAAUCUUUCCUGAUCGCGUGUUUGUCAUGGAGCCCAUCACGUUUAGUGUUAAGGUGGUUUCUGGGGAGUUUACGGAGGAUAGUGAGUUGUAUAAUUUCUCUCUGCAGGCGGGAGAUGAAUUGACUCUCAUGGGCCAAGCAGAACUGCUCUGCGUCCAAUCGACUCGCGAGAAAUCCCGCCUGACGACGCUGCUACGGCGACUGGGCAAAGCAGGCGGAGCUUUGGGACGUCCCGCCCGCACAAAGAUGCCUUGUUUGAUAUGUAUGAACCAUCGGACCAAUGAGAGCGUCAGUUUGCCGUUCCAGUGUCGCGGGCGGUUCUGCACACGCUCGCCGCAGGAGCUGCAGAUGCAGGGAGGCGAACACACUGUGCGCAGCAUCAUUGAGCGCGUGCGGUUACCUGUGAACGUAUCCGUGCCCACGCGACCUCCUCGCAACCCGUACGACCUCCAUGCGAUCCGCGAGGGUCAUCGAUAUAAACUCCUCAGCAUCAUCAGCAAAACUGUCGUUCUUUGCUGCAUACUACGUAAAGAGGAAGUGACGCCAUCGCACUUCCUGUUGUUAACGGACAUGCCGCGCUUCACUCUGCCAGAGGGGCUUUUGCGCGCGGACGCUUCCUACCAGCAGGUGGUACUACAGUGUGCGCUGCGUUGCCAAGAGAGCUUCGACCCAGAUGAUUACUCACGUGCCGUGCGUGAAGUCAAGACGGACUUCUCCGAGGAGUGUCUCAGUCCGCGACGAAUUCGGGUGUGCGUUCAAGGCUACGGGCGUGACGAGUUGGGGACGUCCCUGCAGAGACUGUCUCUGUGCGUGUACGGAGGCGGAGCGGUCACGCACACAAUCUCACAUGGCUGCAGAGACUCGCUGGUCGACUCACACACGCUGCCCUCUAGUGACGGCGAUGGAGAGGAACGAGAAUAUGUCACACCUGAUUGGUCGACUGAGACACAGGAGAUUCCAUAUGAGGAGCUCUGGACCAAUCAGAGUUCUGGAAGCUUUGGGGUGACAUCUGAGAGCGCAAUGAAGGCAGAGCAUAACCUCAUAUCCUUUCACUCCACAACCACGUCAUUGGAUGGAACGGUGGGUUCCGCCCAUGUCUCCAUGGUGCAGAUGGAAGCAGGAAGAGUAUCAAGAGUAUCGACUCCACCCCCAGUUCCACCCAAAUCAGAAGCUGUGAAAGAGGAGUGUCGUUUUUUAAAUGCUCCUCCUGUUCCGCCCCGCUGUGCUAAAGGCCCCGCCCCCAGCCCUCCAGUCCCCUCCCGCUUCCCUAAAACUCCAGCCACACAGACGCUCAACCCAAACCUCUCAUUUUAUUCCUCUGGACUGCAAGAGAGUUCUGCUCCUCGUAGCGGCAGCAGCUCUCCAUCGCCGGACUCUUACUCUCUGUACUGUUACCCAUGCGCCUGGGCCGACUGUGUGACUUCUGACCCCUGCGUAAGCCCUGAUCCCACCCAGCCCGCUCAGGCCUGUUGGUCCCACCCUCGAGGAGGUGGGUCCUACACCUCCAACAUCCUCAAUACACCUCUACUCAGCACUGACUCCGCCCAAAAGAACUACUCCACCUGCCCCAGACCACGGCCGGUGGCGCAGAACCGCUUCGCACCAUUCGGUGCCCUAAACCCCUUUGCCAAUCCGGGACACACCCACGCCUCCUCUGACUGGCUCACCACUGGUAGGAACUCUCCCACUCUAAUACCCGACCUCAUUAGCUCCACCCCCAAGGAGCCUCAAACCAAUCAGGGAGCUUCAGAAUGCAGUCCCGAGCCUCCGCCCAGACCAGUCAAGAAUUCAGAAGAGGACACGGUCACUGUGGACCCCGCCUCCGGAUCAGUCGCCAUGACGAGGGGGGCCGAGGGCGGGGCUGGGUCUUCAUGGCGACCCCCAGCGGAGCUCUGCUGGCUCUCGGUGGAGGAGGUUUCGUCCAGUCUGAGGUUUAUCGGCCUUUCAGACGACGUGAUUGGUCUGUUCAGCCGAGAGAGGAUUGAUGGCUCUAUUUUCACUCAGCUGACAGAGGAAAUCCUGUCGGAGGACUUUAACCUCACUAAACUACAGGUCAAAAAAAUCAUGCAGUUCAUCAAGGGAUGGAGACCCAAGAUAUGAGGGCAGCAUCCUCGUGAAUGUAUAGAUGUUUUUAUUUGAGAGACACAAAAUUACUCCAGCCACAAUGAGUGCUUCUGCUCGGACAAUUUCAGAUGUUUUAUAAGUGUGUGUGUGUGUGUCUGAAAUACACCUCUCUAAUCGAAGGACUGACAGAUUGUGACUAAUAUAUUAUGGAGCACUAUUUGAUGUUUUUAUUUUUGGGGCGGGGUGAUUUGUGUACCUUCAGUGGACAGUCAGAGCUUAUCUUGUGGCCGUUCUGCUGUCUUUCAAGGGUUUACUGACUGUGUUUUGACCUCUUUUGUCUGUUUUCUAAUAAUCUGACAUGAUUGUCAGUUGGAUUUGGUUCAAUCUGGGUGAAUCUCAUGAAACCUGUCAGGAACAUGUCCAGGUCAUCUUUCUCCCCAAAAUCAAAAGCAUAAAUAAAUAAAUUGUCAUUGUUAGAAUGUAUGAAAAUCUCAUUCUUGUUACUGUAAUGUGGAAAAAAGGUUUAAAUAAUAUGUCACGUUACCUUAAUUUAUAGUGCCUUAUACAAUACAGAUUGUUUCAAAGCAGCUUUACAGCAAUAAUCAGGAAAAUAACAGAAUCAGUGAUGCAAAAUUCAUCAAAAACGAGACAAAUUCAAAUUGUGCUCUAAAGCAGCUGUCAUUCUUCAGCUCAAGUCAGUUCAGUGUUGAUGCAGUUCAGUUUAAUAACAAGUUCAUCAAUUAUGAAAUAAGGGCUAUGAGCAGCUCUUGAAAUGUAGGAAGAAAGUGUGUUGCCAAAUUUUACUUCCUUAAUUAUCCCCAGGCACAAUGCGGUAUGCCUCAGGGCUUAGUGUUAGGCCCGCAUCAGUUACGAUAAAUCAUUUUAAUUACAAAGUGUGUAAUGUGUGUGUUACCUCUGAAGUAAAAUAAUUUAUACUAUUAUUUUACUGUAUUUUUUUUAAUAAUAAAAAAUGUAAUGAUAAUCAUUGAGAAUUGACAAGAAACCAGAAUGACAAAACUCAAAAGUAAAACUUCUGAACACAUUUUUUUAAUAAGAACUUUGGUGGGAAGUGUUCAUAAAAACAUUCUGAGGAAAAAUAUGCAAAAUAAAAUUGAUUUUUGGGGGGUGGCUUUUGACAGGUUUGACAAGGUUCAUCCACUUAGAGCACAUUUUUCUUCAUUCCAUCUGCUCAUACUGAGCUCAUGUCAUGCACACAGGAAGUGAGAGUUUUUAGAGACUUAAAGAGUUCAGUUCGUGAUGUACACACUAAUAAGAGCAGUGAGUUUACAGUCUAAAGAACACACUGUAAUUAGGUGACUGUAAUUAAGAGUUUACUAAACACAGCCCACACUGAUGGGAGGAUGUGUGUUUGAGGUGAGUCAGAGCUGCUGAAAUGAGAAGGUUUUAGCCUUAUCUCACUGUUUUUUUAAAAAAUGUUUUAUCAGCAUUUCAGGAAUGUUUAUUUAACAGAUUUCCCCUUUUGUAGAUGCAUGUGUAAUAUUUAACAGCGGUAGUGUUUCAUUUGUACUGUAAUUUCAUCAUGUAUGAUUUAAUCCUGCUGGAUCAAUUACAGAAAAGAAUAAAUCAAUAGUGCUCACUUGAACAAAGA